CAGAUGCCGGCGUAAUUUUCGAUUUAAAUGAUAAAGCUAUUUUACUAUUAACUUUCAUUACUGCCUCAAUUGAAAAGUUAUGUUUGCUUGAUUGUUAAUGCGGCCAAUUUAAUUUGGUAGUUACAAACCUUCCUACUUACAAAAGCUAAGCUGAAUUUUUACAAAUAUUCGUUAAAAACUGUCUAAUGACGUUAUCAACAUCACUAUCUUCACAAUACGAUUUUAAUGGACCUUCUCAAUAAAUUAAGUUAUUUUCACGAUUAAAUUUCAUUUCUGUUUUAAUUGCUGAUUGUAUCUGUUAGAUGGUUAAUAAGGCUAUUAUAAUUUGAUAUUUACACAGAAUGUUUCUUCUUGUUGAAGCUAAGCUGGAGUUUUAUAAAUAUUUAUGUAAAACUGUCUAAAGUUGUUAUCAAUAUUACUUUUUUCAUGACACGUUUUAUCAUUUUAUGACACCAGACCAAUCUAUGAAAUAGUGUUACUAGUUUUUCAGCUUGAAGUCAUUUUAAUUGAAAAGUUCUACAAUCAUGUCGGAGUUAAGCAAUAAUUCUGUAUUUCCACAAGUUCACACCCAUCCAAAAAAUAAUGAGCUUCAUGAAAGAUUAAAAAAACUGAAACAUACAUUUUUUUCCAAAUUUUCUUAUUAUCCUGAUGUAUAUGUUAGAGUACCAGGAAGAGUAAAUUUAAUUGGAGAACAUAUUGAUUAUUGUGGUUAUUCAGUUUGCCCACUGGCUAUUGAUAAGGACAUUUUAUUAGCUGCUAAAGCUGUAGAAGAAGAACCCUUCUUAAAGAUUACUAAUCUAGACUCAAAGUAUCCAGAUUGUAUCGUUCCUGAUAGUAAUUUUGUGAUCGAUCACCAAAAGUAUGGUUGGUGUGCUUAUGUGCUGUGUGGUAUUUAUGGUGCCUUGGAAAAGUUGGGAGGAAAGCCAGUUUCAUUAAGAUUUGCUAUUGCAGGCUCAAUACCACCUGGGGCAGGAUUAUCUAGUUCUAGUGCAGUCGUCUGUGCAUCCCUUCUUGCUACUACUUAUUUAAAUAAGUUAACAUUGUCAAAGGCAGAACUGGCUACAAUGAGUGCUAUAAGUGAGCAAUAUGUUGGAACUGUUGGUGGUGGUAUGGAUCAGGCCAUAGCUUUUUGUGCUACCGAAGGUUGUGCUAAGCAUAUUGAAUUUAAUCCUUUAAGAACGACUGAUGUAUCUAUACCAGGUGAUGCUAUUUUUGUAAUAGCUGAUAGCCUUGUUACAAAGAAUAAAGCUGAAUCUAAUGACUUCAACACUAGAGUUGUUGAGACUCGUCUUGUUGCUCAGGUUUUAGCUAAGCGGCAACUGAUUACAUCUUGUGUAGAUAAACUAAAAAUUGCUGAUGUACAAGCCGAACUGGAUAUCAGUUUGGAAAAAAUGAUUUCACUUGUGAAAAGCACAUUCCAUAAAGAACCAUAUACAAAAGAGGAGUUAUGCGAAGAAUUGGCAAUGACAAAGGAUGAAUUGAGUAAGAUAUUGACAGCAAACACUAGACAUCUUUCACAAUUUAGUUUAUACCAACGUGGACUUCAUGUCGUAGAAGAGGCUUUUCGUGUGCAGAAAUGGUUGUCAACUAACUCAGUUCAAACUUUAGGUUGCCUAAUGAAUGAAUCUCAUCAAUCAUUAAGAGACCUUUAUGAGGCUAGCCACCCAUCUUUGGACAGGUUAGUUAGUGACUGCUUGGGCGGAGGUGCCUUGGGUGCGAGGUUGACAGGUGCAGGCUGGGGAGGCUGCGUAGUAGCUAUCACCACUCAAGACAAAGUUGAUAAUCUUAUUAAGUCUUUAGCAAAGUCAUACUAUAAAAACUAUGAUGGAGUUUUCAGUGAAGUUGUAUUCGCUACUCAUCCUGGCCGUGGAGCAGAGAUAUUUACUUCCAUUUAGGAAUUGUUAAUAAUAUAUAUAUAU
This is a messenger RNA of Nezara viridula (southern green stink bug), 1919 nucleotides long. NCBI's taxonomy places the organism in Eukaryota, Metazoa, Arthropoda, Insecta, Hemiptera, Pentatomidae. The record is from the annotation of a GenBank genome assembly.